AAAAAUAAUAAGAAGAUGGCGAGAUGCACAUAAGAGUACACAAAAUUUAUUAAAAACAAAAUUUAGAGUACAUUUGCUUGCUUCAAUCCAAAGUACAAAACAAAAAAACACAAAGAAUGAAAAUCCAUAUUCUCAAAUUACUCAAAUUAAAGAGUAAAGACCAAAUCUUCAAGGUAGAAGUGCCAAUUACACAAAGAUUGGUUUUUAGCCAUGGUUUUACCCUCCCCAAUGACUUAAGCUUGACCAUUUAGCUUGUGGAAGAGGGAACAACAUCAUCACCCCAUUCCAGUGUAUUUCCCAAGAAAUUCAAAAGACCAACUCAAAGAAAUCCAUGACUAAGACCAAGCCCAAGCAAUAGUAGUCUAGGUAGGCACAUAAACCAUCCUCAUAGUUAAGCACAUGACAUAUAUACAUUUGUGAGAUAACAUAAACAUAUCAUGACAUCCAAGAAUUCCAUCAUCCAAAGGCUAAUCCACAGCCCUUGGUAUCCAAUAAAUCAGCCCAGGUAGAAGGUUCCAUGGUCAGCACCAGUAGAUCCCAAGCAGUAACAAAAUCCAGUAGCAAAAUCCAGUAGUAGGUGCAAUUUCAACCUGUACGCAGCACCUGUACGCCAAUUGUGAGCAUCAGCAGGUCCUCGAGGCAGUAGCUCAGUGGUAGCAGCAGGAGCACAGCAGCGCCAUCAUGCAACAGGUCCUCUAGUUAUUGCACAGCAACUCCAAGUUCCGCACAGCAGCAACUUUAAAGCAAUUCCAAAGCAGCAAAACAAACCCGAAGCAGAAAGAGACCACCAUCUCCUUUAAGUUGGAACACCAAAAUCAGGGACCAAGGUAUGAAAGGAACGAGUAGUGGUAGACCAAAAACCACAGCAAACAGAAGGAGUCACCCAGUGCAAGGGAUAAGUUGGUCUGCCAGCAACACAUGUGUGCCAUCCCAUCCCUCAAGAAGACUGAGUUCGGUAAACAAACAGCAUAAUGGAGUAUGCUAUUCGAAAAUGGCAGCACUGGAGAUCAUGAUUUGCCAACAACAGCUUUGGGUGGCUCUCCAACGAAGUAGUCUAGCCAAACCCAGUGAUGCCACAGAAAACCAUUCCACGUAGCUGGUUGUGUCCUAUUUCUCUUAACAAUACCAUUACAGCUUCAUGAACAAACACUACAAGAAAUAUGUCCUUUAAUGAGAGUAAAAGCUGUAGUUAAAGAUAGAAAAACCUUCAUUAAAAAGUUUUAAAGAGAGGAAAUUUACUCCUAGAUUCAUAAGUUAUCAAAGAAGCCUACUUAGUUUUUUGUAUAAAUUUAUGGGGGCGGGGGAUUAGAGUUUAAGUCAAAAUAUCCAUGUGUCAGUAGUAUUAUAUACUUACUGGAACAUCAUUACCAAUCAGAGACAAAGAAGCAGCAUCAACCUAUUCAGUUACACCGUCAUCCAAAGUUAUCACAGAUUUGCUAGUGGUCAAAACAGCCUUCUCGGUUUCAGGAGACACCAAACAAUCCUUAGUAUUAUCAGGAGGGACAUCCACAGAAGUUAUAUAGGUUCAAAAGCUUCCUUGGACCGUAGUGCAAAAGUUGCCUUGUUGGAAGGUGAGCCAUUUCAUUGAACGUGUGCCCCCUCCUAUAUAUGAAGGAUUGAACAAAAUACUCAUUAGAUGUAUCAUUUGACUAAUUCUAAUGAGAAGAAUUUAAAAAACUUCCCCUCACUGCUUCUUAGCCACAAAUCAUCAUCAAAUCUAAAACGAAAGCUUUCUCCCAAAAAGAGAAGAGAAACCACCAAAAUAAAUUGAAAAGACAUGAGGCUACAACGUAGGCCCAAAGUAAAACCCCAAAUUAAAGUCCCUUCACGCAAAUUACAACUUACAAGUGAGCACUGGAGCUUUAGUUCCCAAAUUGAAUUCAGUAAUGAAACACUUUUCAAACACAAUAAAAAAGGCAGUACAGUAGCAUAUGUGACAAACUUCGUCACACUCUGCAAAAGAAUAUGCAAAAUCUUGAUUCUGAUUUAUGAAGCUCACGUUCUUUUUUCACUUUGGUUUGCAUACAAAUUCUCAUAUUCAAAUAGCUACAAAUAAGCACAAAAAAUAUAUAUAGUUAGAAUUGUCUACUUUUGAAUCAACAAAUAAAUGUAAUGCGUAUAGUAUAAAGAAGAAAAAAACUUAAAUAUACUAUGCAAAGUAACAAUCUAAAGUUACAGAUUGUGAAGUAGAGAACCAAUUCAUUGUCCAAAUUUUAUUUGCUAGCUAGACAUUGAAACAACUUUUUAAGAACAAAAACAAUUUUCAAUUUUGAAAUCCUUUUGAAAUAAAGUAUAAAGCUUAAAGAAUUAACUAAAUAUUUAGAAUCAGAAACUCAAAUCUAACUCUCAUACUGCCAUAUGAAGACUCAAAUAUAAGUCUCAUACUGCCUUCUGGAAAAAAUCACCAGCCCAAGCAAUAAAGGCUAGACUAGUAGCAAAACCGCACACCGCACAGGUACACUAGAACGUGAAUAGUAACUCGAGCAACCAAAUCAAAGAGACCAAAAUCAAGUUGUUUGAAUUAUGAUUCCAACACCAGACGUUGAAUGGCCCUUGAAUCACGAACACAAUCCCAGAAAAUGGGAUGGAAAACGAGCAAAAAGCAUGGGUAAACCUGGACUUGAAGAACUCGCUGUGAACAGUGACUCCGUGUCCAAAAUUUUUGCUCAAUUCGCAGCUUCCUUCAACCGGUUUGGAAAACCAAUUUCAGGUGUUGAAAGAGCAUCCCAAGUCGCCCAUAAUCCCCCAAAAAUUGGCCUUCAAACGAGCUUGGACCGAGGUGAAUUGAACCUUCAAGAGUCGCAGAUGAACAGUAACUCGAGAAGGUUGACCUGCGAUUCUUGAUCAAUCCAGCGCCCAAUGGAUUGCCAUGCCCAAAACGAUUCUAGAGCUCUAAAAAUUGGUCCAAAAGUUCAACAAAUUCAAGGUGAAAGCAAGGGUUUAAGAUCGGCAGUGAAUAGUAACUUGUGGAGACUGCCCAGCGAUCCAAAACCUGUGAUAGAUGUUCUCUAUCAUACUCCGUACAAGAGUUGUGAUUUUGAAGAAGAUGACGGAAAUUAGGCGAUAGACCUAAGUGCGA
This is a messenger RNA of Cuscuta campestris, 3079 nucleotides long. The record is from the annotation of a GenBank genome assembly. Lineage: Eukaryota; Viridiplantae; Streptophyta; Magnoliopsida; Solanales; Convolvulaceae.